GUAGGGCUGGGCGAUUUUUCGAUCUCGAUUCGGGAUCGCGAUAAAAUUUUGAUCGAUCUCGAUUAUCUCCUUGUGACAUGUAUUCGAUCUCACAUGGCAAAAGUAAGCGCAACAACAGUGUCGGAGUCUGCCGGCUGCCGUCUGCAGGUAGGACAUGACACGCCCACUUCCCCUCGUGAGAGUAGCUGCAUUUGCGAGAGAGACAAAAAGAGACAACGAAGUUGGAAAAAGGAGAAAAAAUGAGUGAAAUUGAAGUCGGGGACAGCAAAAAUAAUGCCGAAGGUGAAAGCGACAUGACUCCAUCACCCGACACCGAAGAGAUUGUCGGAAAAAAGGGUAACGCGACGUCAGUUGUGUGGAGGUGGUUUGGAUACGGCAAACAUGACGAGGAGCAGUCGAAGCCGGUCUGCAAAAUAUGCCGGCGGUCGGUACCAGCCAGGACGGGAAACACCACAAACCUAUUCAAUCACCUGAGACGGCACCAUCCCAGUGAUUAUACAGAGAGUUUGACUCUGCGGGCUCAAGUUUGCCCGACACCAAACCAAGAGACAGGCAAGACCACUACGUCUCCCGUUAGCAUCGCUAACGGGAGCGAUUCUGUUCAGUUAGCAAAACAGCAGUCCAUCAGGUCGUGUUUUGCCGCCAUUUCCCCUUAUGAAAAACAAUCGAAGCGGGCUAAAAAUAUAACGAGCGCUAUUAGUUAUUGCUUGGCUAAAGAUAUGAUGCCCCUGAGCACAGUGGAGAGGGACGGCUUCAGGAAACUCAUCAAAGUGUUGGACCCCAGGUACGAGCUCCCUGGCAGAAAGUACUUUUCUCAAACGGCGCUGCCACAGCUUUAUGAUGAAUGCCGUCGUAAGCUGGAAAUCCAUCUUAAGGAUGUAAAAUACUUCGCCACUACCACCGAUCUUUGGACUAGCCGUACAUCUGAGCCAUAUAUGAGUCUUACAAUUCAUUUCAUUGACGAGGAGUGGGCUCUGCACAGCAAAUGUUUACAGACAGUAUACUUUCCAGAGGACCAUACUGGGGAAAUAAUCAGCCAGGGGCUGGAGGAUGCACUCAAAUCCUGGGGUCUUAGGGAAGACCGACAGGUGUGCAUCACAAGAGACAAUGGGGCAAACAUUGUCAAGGCUGUUUCCCUCAAUGACUGGACCCGGCUGCAGUGCUUUGGUCAUCGGCUGCACCUUGCCAUUGAGAGAAGUGCGAGAGACAAGAGAAUUGAGAGAGCCAUGGGUGUGUGCAAAAAAGUGGUUGGUGCUUUUUCAUUCUCCUGGAAAAAGAAAAAAGAACUAGCAGCUGCGCAGAAGGAGUUCGACCUACCUAAGCACCGGCUGAUAACAGAAUCACCUACCAGGUGGGGUUCUCGCCAUGCAAUGAUAGCACGAGUACUGGAGCAGGAGAAGGCCAUUUCAAAGGUUUUAUCUGCUGAUAGAAAAACAAGGCACCUGGCUCCCUCAUGGCAAGACAUCGAGGUCUUGGAGUCCAUCCACAAGGCCCUUAAUCCACUUGUUGAGUUCACCGAUGCCCUCUCUGGUGAAACACAAGUCAGUGUCUCUUGUGUGAAACCUGUCCUGCAGCUCUUCAAUAAGGAGAUCUUGAAGCCAGGAGAGGAUGACACAGAGCUAACCAAGGCCAUCAAAACCACUAUCACCACCUAUUUGAAUGAAAAAUAUGAUGAUGCUGCCACUGAUGACCUCCUUAACAUGGCAUCCCUUGUUGAUCCUCGGUUCAAGACCCGCUACAUCCAAGAUGACAAGGUAGAGACUGUGAAAUCCAGAGCUGUGGCACAGAUCCUAGGUAACUGUCAGAGCACAACGCAAUCUACUCUCACAUCCAGUUUUGGGGGAGGCAGGGCAGAUGCUGCAGCUUCAGCUCCACCAGCCAAAAUGCAGAAGAAGACACUGGGCAGCUUUUUCAAGAAGUCUUACUCUGUUUCUACCUCUAGUCUAACAGAUGAGCAGAAUGUUGAGGCUGAACUGAACAGUUACCUGCUAGCUCCAGAAGCAGACAGUGAGACCAACCCCCUGGCAUGGUGGAAAACCCACUCCACAUCAUACCCCAGAGUGAGCUUCCUGGCAAAGCGGUACCUCUGUAUUCCUGCCACCAGCUCGCCCUCGGAGCGUGCUUUUAGUACAAGUGGCAAUAUUGUGUCCUGCCAUAGAGCAGCUUUAAAGCCAGACGUGGUGGACAGACUUGUCUUUCUUGCAAAAAACCUGUAAUGGGGUAAAUGAUGUUCACUAGUGCACAAGUGCACAAGAAUAACUAUGAAUGGUUUACUAUGUUUACAUGUUGUGCAAUUUUGGCUCAGAUUUAAUCUUUCAGGUAGUAUUUGUGCCAGGGCCAUGUUAACUCUUUUUGCACUUGAGAUGUUCACUGUCCAGCCAAAGCAAUUUGAUGUGAUAGUUGUCACAGCUGUUAGUUUAUACUGUAUAAAGUUUCAAUAAGUAAAAGUUUAUAUUAUUUUGUAAAGGGAGAUGACUAAUGUUUGGAAUUACAAAUGAUUUGCACAACCUACCUAACAAGUUUAAAAUAUUUUUAUUUUUGCAUUUUUCAAUACCUAAAAAAAAUAGUAUUAUAUUAUAGUGGUUUAGUUUUUUAUAUUUAUUUUGUCUUACAGUUAAGAAUUAAAAGCACUUGAAUGUGUCAGAGGGUGUGACCUACAUGUUUACUUUUUUCUAUGUUAAUAAACUUUAUUUUAUAGUUU
Messenger RNA from Platichthys flesus (European flounder), 2701 nucleotides. RefSeq names its product E3 SUMO-protein ligase ZBED1-like. NCBI's taxonomy places the organism in Eukaryota, Metazoa, Chordata, Actinopteri, Pleuronectiformes, Pleuronectidae. The coding region runs from base 240 to 2216 and encodes 658 amino acids. Gene Ontology annotation, molecular function: protein dimerization activity; DNA binding. The record is from RefSeq and is a predicted model, not a curated record. The transcript is spliced from 2 exons.